AUGGCUAUUAUUUUUCUUUUGCAUAUAUUUUAUGGUAUAAAGCUUUGCGAUUCGGUAUAUCAAAUUGAUGGUAAACAUUUAGAAAGAGUGGUCGGCUGCACUUUAGAAAAGCACGGCCAGUUAGAUAAGCGUAUUAUAACCUCAUAUAACAGUAGUUUCCAAACCGCCAUCGACGCUGGCAAGAUCAACGGAGCUGUUCUUUGUGCCACCGAAGCUGAGGGCCGCCUGGUUUACGAAAAGGCUAUGAGCGAGCGCACACUACUGUCUGGCGAGGUGCGUUCACAAAAGCUGGAAGACGUGCUUUUCUCUCCUACUCCAGUCUCCGUCCUUUUUCUUCUUCCUUCAUUCACAUUUUCACUUGACAAGAGCAACGAGGCUUACUCGCUUCGCUGA
Molecule: messenger RNA, 393 nt
Organism: Umbelopsis ramanniana AG
Lineage: Eukaryota; Fungi; Mucoromycota; Umbelopsidomycetes; Umbelopsidales; Umbelopsidaceae
Exons: 3
Coding region: 1-393 (130 amino acids)
Source: RefSeq, a predicted model, not a curated record